Messenger RNA from Gopherus flavomarginatus (Mexican gopher tortoise), 1016 nucleotides. It is a transcript of the gene POLR2D, whose product is annotated as RNA polymerase II subunit D. Bases 49 to 477 code for a protein of 142 amino acids. Gene Ontology annotation, cellular component: RNA polymerase II, core complex; P-body. The transcript has 4 exons. Gene Ontology annotation, molecular function: translation initiation factor binding; nucleotide binding. The record is from RefSeq and is a predicted model, not a curated record. Lineage: Eukaryota; Metazoa; Chordata; Testudines; Testudinidae. Gene Ontology annotation, biological process: transcription initiation at RNA polymerase II promoter; positive regulation of translational initiation; mRNA export from nucleus in response to heat stress.
CUCGCGGCAGCCUUCGCUUCCGGAGGGGAAGCCGAGCCGGCUGAAGCGAUGGCGGCUGGAGGCAGCGAGGUCCGGGUCGCGGACGUGGAGGAGGACGCCUCGCAGCUCGUCUUUCCCAAAGAAUUUGAAACUGCUGAGACACUUCUAAAUUCAGAAGUGCACAUGCUUCUUGAGCAUCGUAAACAACAGAAUGAAAGUGCUGAGGAUGAGCAGGAACUCUCAGAAGUCUUCAUGAAAACUCUGAACUACACAGCUCGCUUCAGCCGCUUCAAAAAUCGGGAGACCAUUGCCAGCGUCCGCAGUUUGUUGCUCCAGAAAAAGCUCCAUAAAUUUGAAUUGGCGUGUUUGGCUAAUCUGUGUCCUGAGACAGCUGAGGAGGCCAAGGCUUUGAUUCCCAGCCUAGAGGGCCGGUUUGAAGAUGAGGAGCUACAGCAGAUUCUUGAUGACAUUCAGACCAAACGAAGCUUCCAGUAUUAGGGCUAAUUACUAGCCCUUCUUAUGAAAAGAAAGAUCAGAGAACUUCAGAUGUUUCUGUGCAUACCAGACCAGGCUAGCUAGCUCUAGGACAGAGCAAAGGGAGUUCUUGAUGCACAGUACUUCAGCCUUGCGUCCCACACAGACAUGUUUAAACUGGGGACCACUCUUUGACUUGCUGAAUAUUGUAAACUUGACAAAGAUUCAUUUGUGGUGAGAGCCAUGGAAUCUUGGAAACUCUUGUCUAGGUGGUUUCAGUACCUGUUUCCCCCAACUUCCUGUCCCUGCCAUGGGAAUCUUCGAAGUGUUUUUGGUUACAGGACCUAGAAUAAGCGUAGGUGUGAUUCUUCUUUCUUAUGAACUCCAGUUACCUAAGGUGGAGAAAUUUUGUGCCCGUUGGUUGUUGAAAAUCCUAGUAGUUUGUAGAAUCAGGGCUAAUAAGAAUCUGACUGUCUUUUGAAAUGUUUGUUCAAGAUAAUGUUUUUUUCCCCCCUUCAAGAGUGCAUCAUUGUUCAGUUUGAAUUAAACUGUGAUUUUUCUUA